AUAGCUCAAAAUAAAUGGACGCUACCCGUACUGUCACCACUACUAUAAACAUUUCCUUAUGUGGUUAUGAGAAUGAAAUGAGCUAGAUUGCUUAGAAGGACGGGGUAACCGUUUAGGAUGAUUUCACAGCUUAUUUCGCAGGAAAUACAGUCAAUGCGAUAACCGAAGGCUUUGCCAGUUCAUUUGAACUUUUGCCAGUCGAAGUUACAAUCACAACUGAAGGGCAGAAGACAACUCUUUGAACACGUCACGAAUUUACAGAGAGCUCUUCCUUCAAUUGUCCCGACUCCUAACAGAGGUGUCCCUUUUCAGGCAACCAUGGCUGUUGUGCUCCUAGCGUUACUGGUUCUCUCUGAAGCGAUUGUAACCGAAGGUUGGGUGGAGACUCGUUUUAUCUGUCCAGUAAACACAGUUUGUUUUAAAAGACCGGUGAAUUGUGAACAGAAUGAUUGUGAAUAUUUUGUUUCUGCCAAAGAAAAUCCACGUAAUUCGAACCAGAUUAUAAUCGAUUUGAAAGGUAGGUCCGACGGCUGGAUCGCCCUUGGACUAUCACAUGAUGAAAUUGCAAUGCAUGAGGAUGACGUCAUGAUGUGCAUUCGUAGAGGCGAAUACGUCACUCUUGAACGGCGAUGGAACACAGGCGGAUUGAAUCAUAAGUCAUCGUCUCAGGCCGGAGUAACUGCAUACGGGAACGCAUACAGCUACCAGAAUGGAAUGUUGCGAUGCCAAUUUGUCCGAGAGAGACAGCUCCCUCAAGAUCCGCUGCACUUUUUUGAAAUGGAUUCUCAGUAUCACUGGAUUGUCAACGCUAAAGGCCCCGUAUCCCCUACAGGAAAGCCACUACAGCAUACGAGGUAUCCGUGUAUAUCUUCGCAACAAGUAACCGUAACAGACAAUAUGCCGAUUGCUGCGUGUACACGCAGAGAAUGGGCCGGUGGCCGUGGUAACAGACCAAUCGGUGGAACAGGGGGAGGAGGAGCAGGAGGAGGGGCUGGAGGUGGUGGUGGAGGAGGGGGAGGUGGUGGAAUUGUUAUUAAAGACGGAGGAGGUAACGGUGGAUACGAAGGUGGUUUUGGUGAUCGUAACGAUAUCAAGCGGAAUGGUGGAAAUGCAUGUGGAUACUUACGGAAGCCAGCAUUGCUGCUGGUAAUUGGCGUAUCAACAAUCGUCGCCAUGGUGAUCAUGUAGCGCGGGAAAACCAAUUCAUAUUGAGGAGUAUACCGUUGUGAUGCGUUCGCCUGAUUGCUUGGUUAGUUUAUCCAACACCAUGAGCUCAAUAAGCGGCUAGUCCUGCUUAUUUCUUAAAUGAACAAAUGAAUGGCGAAGGAAAUGCUUCAAUCCGCCCUGCGUGUAGGCCUAAAUUAUUUGGCGAAAUGUCGUUAAUUUCAGUGCAUACUUAUAUCAAGCAUAUAAGUAUUACUUUUUUCGCUUUCAAUAGUGCUGUUUUAUUUUAUUCUACGUUUUUUCCGUUUGUUUCUGUUUGCGAUGCAUAUUUGUUUUUAUUGUCUUAUCACUGCAAUUUUGUCUUAUUGUAUACAUUUUCCCGCUCUUUCUACUUUCAGUAGUGCCGCUUUUUCAUUAAAGUCUACUUGAGUUUUUGAUGUUUAAUAUACUUGUAACCACUUUUUAGGCCUAUGCACUAAGUCACAUUAAGCUAUUGCGGUAAUGUGUUAUUUUCAUCUUAUCUGCUAUAGUACGAUUUAAGAUUUUUUUCUAUGUACUUUUCGUAGUGCAAUUUUCUCUUAAGCCAAAUUCU
Messenger RNA from Anneissia japonica, 1756 nucleotides. RefSeq names its product ferric-chelate reductase 1-like. Gene Ontology annotation, biological process: regulation of glutamate receptor signaling pathway. The coding region runs from base 319 to 1188 and encodes 289 amino acids. The transcript is spliced from 5 exons. NCBI's taxonomy places the organism in Eukaryota, Metazoa, Echinodermata, Crinoidea, Comatulida, Comatulidae. The record is from RefSeq and is a predicted model, not a curated record.